UAUUUAACCACGUGGGUUGCCACGUUGGCUUCCUUGGCGGCUCGUGUUUUUCCGACAAAAAUAAAAAAAGCAAUAAAUCCGCUACCAAAAGGUUGCGUCUUGGAAAUUCCAAGGGAGCGAGAAAACAUGGGAGAGGAGGAGAAAGUGAAGAAGGAAGCGCUGGAGAUUAUCGGCCAAUUCCAAAACCUACCUCGUAUGGUCGUCUUUGAUCUCGAUCAUACCCUCUGGCCUUUUUAUUGUGAGUGCUGUGAUGAGGAUGAAAUGCCGUCUUUGUAUCCACAUGCUGAAGGAAUAUUACUGGCACUAAAGGAGAAGGGAAUUGACGUUGCUAUUGCUUCGAGAUCACCAACUCCUGAUAUUGCCAAAACUUUCCUUGCCAAACUAGGAAUCCGCUCCAUGUUUGUUGCAGAGGAGAUUUUUUCCAGUUGGACACAUAAAACUGAGCAUUUCCAAAGAAUCCAUAGGAGGACUGGGGUGCCAUUUAGUUCAAUGCUCUUCUUUGAUGAUGAGGAUCGGAACAUUGAAGCAGUAUCAAAAAUGGGAGUGACUAGCAUCUAUGUUGGCAAUGGGGUGAACCUCAGAGCUCUAAGGCAGGGAAUGUCAGAAUUUUUGCAAAAAUCUGAAUCGUCUAGUGGGGCCAGGUGCAAGUAAAUUUUCCAUUGUUGUAUCAUAAUCCAUGAUAAUGAUAUCAGCCUGAAAACUUUCAUGGAUUUUGUUAUAUUUGUAGUUAGCAGCAAAUGCCAUCUGUUUAGCAUAUUCUUAUUCUAAAGCCUAUUGUUCUGUGACUGUACUGCAUGCAUCUGUUUAGAUAUAUUUCGCAUAUACUAUUGUUGUUCAAAAUUCUUGUCAAUCUACUUAAGAAACAACAAAGAGGAUCUAGCACUCUUUUUUGUCAUUGCAAUGGAAAAGCUUGCUGCAAUUUGAG
This is a messenger RNA of Durio zibethinus, 925 nucleotides long. RefSeq lists its product as uncharacterized. The record is from RefSeq and is a predicted model, not a curated record. NCBI's taxonomy places the organism in Eukaryota, Viridiplantae, Streptophyta, Magnoliopsida, Malvales, Malvaceae. Gene Ontology annotation, molecular function: acid phosphatase activity.